Messenger RNA from Entrophospora sp. SA101, 234 nucleotides. Lineage: Eukaryota; Fungi; Glomeromycota; Glomeromycetes; Entrophosporales; Entrophosporaceae. The record is from the annotation of a GenBank genome assembly.
AUGGCAGAUAUGCCAAAGAUAUCACAAGACACACCUAAAAUUCAACAACUUCGUUCUUAUUUAAAUCUUAGAGCUCGAAUUACAAUUUCAGAUGGUCGUAUAUUUAAUGGAACUUUUAUGUGCAUAGACAAAUAUAAAAAUAUAAUUUUAUCACAAACAGAAGAGUUUCGAAAUGGAAAACAUCUUGUUAAAGCAGAAAUUGAAGAUUUGGAAGUUUCAGAUAUUUAUAUUUGA